This is a messenger RNA of Otolemur garnettii (small-eared galago), 2329 nucleotides long. It is a transcript of the gene DTX3L, whose product is annotated as deltex E3 ubiquitin ligase 3L. Gene Ontology annotation, biological process: Notch signaling pathway; protein ubiquitination. NCBI's taxonomy places the organism in Eukaryota, Metazoa, Chordata, Mammalia, Primates, Galagidae. The record is from RefSeq and is a predicted model, not a curated record. The coding region runs from base 114 to 2318 and encodes 734 amino acids. The transcript is spliced from 3 exons.
UCCGGGGAAGCGAAACUGAAACUUGGCGGCCCCAAUAGUCGGGCGGGACGCACCUUCGCCCCAGUCCCAGCCCGGCCGCGCCGCGGAGCCCACCAGCAGCGCGACUCGGAGUCAUGGCGUCAAGCCUCUGCCCAACGUCCCCGCUGCUCGUGCGGGUGUCCGAGUCCGCCCCCCGGACUCGCUACAAGCUGGAAAUCUACUUCCAGAGCCGGGCCUCGGCCGGCGGGGAGUGCACCGUCCAGCCAGUCGAGAGCGGCGAACCGGGCACCUUCCGGGUGUUGUUCAGAGAAAGGGAAGCUAAGGAGAGAGUCUUGAAACAAAAAAAUCACCAGGUAUCUAUUGAAGGAAAACCUGUGACCAUUUCCCUGGAACCCACUGAAAAUCCAGUAGAGAACAGGAGAACCAGAAUUUCUUCACUUACAGAGUCACAAGCAAGUGCAGAGUCUGAUGAGAAGUAUGUUAAUGAAAGAUAUAUUCCUACCGCUGUGGAUUCAUGUGUCCAAAAGAUCUUUCUUACUGUCACAGCUGAUCUGAACUGUAACCUGUUCUCCAAAGAGCAGAGGGCACACAUAACCACUCUCUGCCCUAAUGUCAGAAAAAUGGAGGGCCGCAAUGGAAUUGAGAAGGUGUAUGGUGACUUCCAAGAUAUUGAAAAAAUAUAUCACUUCUUGAGUGAGAAGUUCCUAGAAAGUGAGCAGAAACAUGAAUCAAAAAUGGAAAGGAAGAAGGUACUCAAGGAGCAAGAUUGGAACAGCUACGUUUCUCUUGAACCAGAAACCAAGUCAGAAGAGCAGAAAGAUAAAUAUUCAUUUUCAAAAAUGGAAAGGGAGAAGGCAAUCAUGAAGCAAAAUUGGAACAGCAACAUUUCUCCUUCUGUGCCAGAAACUAAGUCAGAAGAAAAAGGCAAUGGUUUUGAAGUUCCCUUGACUUUGUUUGAAUACUUCAAAUUUACCCAUCCUGAUAAAAUAGACUCAAUAGAGAAAAAAUUCGAUAUAAACAUCAAAAUCCAGGAGCCUUCUCCAAAUAUGGUCUCUAUAGACUUCAUUACAAGUGGAUCAGGUAACCUAGAAGCAGCUCGUGAGUCUUUUGUUAAUGAAUUCCAGAAGAACGUAGAAGGUCUGAAGCAAGAAUGUUUCUCUUUAGCAAAUAGUAAGCAGGCAAAUAAAAUCAAACAGAAAUUGAAUCUCCAGUUUACAAAACUCCUUAUAAAGGAGAAAGGAAAAGAAUUAACUCUCCUUGGGACCCAAAAUGACAUUUCAGCUGCCAAACAAAAAAUCUCAGAAGCUCUUGUCAAGACACCUGUGACAAUAUUGACUAAAGGUUGCAUGACCAAUGGAAUUGAGGUUGACACGGAUCGCUUUAAACUUUUAGAAGCUGAAUUACUCCAGGAGAUAUCAGAGAUAGAGAAAAGGUAUGACACUAGCAGUAAGGUUUCAGGAAAAAAGCAAAAAAUCCACAUUCUAUUUGAACCUAACAACCAGCAGGUAGAUCUAUCUGUGCAUGCUUAUGCAAGUUUCAUUGAUGCCUUUCAGCAUGCCUCGUGCCAGCUGAUGAGAGAAGUUCUUUCACUGAAACUGUUGAACAAGGAGAGAAAGCACUUAUAUGGGACCAAGUUUGCUGAUGACUUUAGAACAAAGUAUCCAAAUAUACACUUUGUGCAAAGUAAAGAGUCAGUGACUUUGACUGGUUUGCCAAAUCACCUUGCAAAGGCAAAACAGUAUAUCUUAAAAGAAGGGGGAAUGUCUCCAGUGGCUGGAGAGAAAUUGAAGGAGGAUCACGAAACACCCAUGGACAUUGAUAGUAAUGAUUCAAAAGCAGAUUCCCUCUCAUUCAAAGGCUCUGUGAGAUCUGAGGCUUCAGAAGUUCACAAGAAGGAAAAGGACAUCUGCGUCAUCUGUAUGGACACCAUUAAGAACAAACAAGUACUACCAAAGUGCAAGCAUGAAUUCUGUGCCGCUUGUAUCAACAAAUCCAUGUCAUAUAAGCCAAUUUGCCCUACAUGUCAGACUUCAUAUGGUACCCAGAGAGGAAAUCAGCCAGAUGGAAGCAUGCAUGUCACUACGUCACCACGGUCACUUCCAGGCUAUGAAUCCUGUGGCACCAUUGUGAUUACUUAUAUUAUGAAUGCAGGUGUACAAACAGUAAGUGUUUUGGAGGCCCCUGGGUUUCUUUCCAUUAUCUUAGAGAUUACCAGAGCAAAAGAGACUGUCCUGUUGACUCUUGGCCCCUGGAUUUCCCAGGGACCCAGGGAAUUAUUUCCAUGGUCAAAUGCAAGUAUUGGGAUAAUGGUAAGGUCACUGUGUUUGCUUAUUACUUAGGUAUCUGUUGU